Molecule: messenger RNA, 657 nt
Organism: Fonsecaea erecta
Lineage: Eukaryota; Fungi; Ascomycota; Eurotiomycetes; Chaetothyriales; Herpotrichiellaceae
Exons: 2
Coding region: 1-657 (218 amino acids)
Source: RefSeq, a predicted model, not a curated record
AUGGCAAGCGAUGUCCAAGAUCCAGAAAUCGCAGCUCGUGGCACACUUGCUCUCCUGGAAACCCGUCUCCAUCGAUUGGAGUUUCUCCUUGGCGGUGCCAGUGAUAAUGAUGGGCUUCCGCCUCCUACCACAACACCAUCUUCCAGCAGUGAGACACUAUUGGCCAGAUUGGAUGCUCUCGGUGCUGCACUGACCAAGCUGAAGAAGCUCACGGGUACACCUGGGUCAGUCGUACGGGAUAUUGAGCGGCUAUCAUCACACCAUCCUGAUUUAUUUGCUGUGACGGCGGCUGCAACUCACGAGUCCGAGGACACCAGUGCUCUUGCCUCGAUCGUCCUCGCUCAUGCCACCCUAUAUCCCGAGACCGCAUCUAGGUUAUCCUCUCUCCAAACCUUGCAAAUCCCACCCGCAGAUCAAAGUGCGAAGCUGGUAUCACUGGCGCCUAGACUUGAAAAGCUCCGGCAAGAAGAGGAACGGAUCCAAGAAGAAGUUCGAGAGCUGCGAGAGCGCAGUGCAAGGUGCCUAGAAUGGUGGGUCAAGAUUGGAGUGGUCGGAAUGGGAGACAUGUGGGAAGAUUGGGAGAGACGGACUGCGGAAGUGGAGAGGAAUAUCAUCCGUCGAGAGCGACGCGCAAAGGAACAGCAAGGCUACUUGUGA